AGCGGAGCCGGAAGCUACUGGGCUGGAACACCGACUUUGAGAGACGUGUGACUGACCCUGCGGCCAGGGCGGGAGCACGUACAGCGAUCGGGUUCCAGCGGAGAGAGAACGCAAACUUGGGGCUGUCGAGCGGCAGGUCUGACUGAUACGCAGAAACUCACCACACCUUGGAGCUGGGAGAACCAGAAGCUGGAGUAGCUGCUUUGGAGAACACAAAUGGCUAGAAGGAAACAACCCUCAGGAAAGAUCACUUGUUGCUGUUGUUACUACUAGCAAGGCUGUUUCUGUGACUUGUGUUUUUAGGAGUGUCUCUCAGGAUACAGUCUAGAGAAAAGUCUCCCAAAAAAGUGCCUCAAGCAAGGGAUGGCACUGGCCUUGAUCCACCCUAACAAGCGUGCAUACUCUUUGGCUCCCCUGAAUCUGAAGGAGGAGCUUCAGGGAUUCAAAGUUCAAGGGGACAGAAAAGGCGUUGGGCAGGAGCCAUUGUGCAAACAGUUCAGGCAGCUGCGCUAUGAGGAAAGCACUGGACCUCGAGAGGUUUUACGCCGCCUCAGGGAGCUCUGCAGACAGUGGCUGCGGCCUGAGACCCACAGCAAGGAGCAGAUCCUGGAGCUGCUGGUACUGGAGCAGUUCCUGACCAUCCUGCCAAGAGAUCUGCAGGUCCAGGUGCUCGAGCACCACCCAGAGACUGGGGAGGAACUGGUGGGAAUACUGGAAGAUUUGCAGCUGGACCGUGGAAAAGCAGAAGAGCAGAAGGACUCAGCCCAAAAAACCAGACCGACUGUGUUGGUUGGAGUGCCAGCCCUUCACAGAGAAGCACAGGAGCAGCCUGAGUAUGCAGUUCAGAAGCCUGAGGACAGAGGUAAAGAGACAAGGAGUGAGAAUGGGAAGCUCAUUGCAGGGACAGACUUUUGUGGAAGAGUGGAAUCAUCUUAUACAAUGUCUGAACCCAUCGAGGCCCAGUGUGAGGACCUAAGCUUGAAAAAGUAUCCAGCCAUGCCUGAGGAGAAAACUAACAUCCAAUGCUUGGAAACUAAGGAGAGACUUGUUCAGAACUCAAGCCUGAUUGAACUUGACAGGGCACAUACAGGAGAAAGGUCCUGUGACUCCGUAGUGGAUCAGAGUUCUGUUGCUCCUGACCAUCAGGAAAUCUCGAAAGAGAAAGGUCACCCCUGCCAAGAGUGUGGGAAAGUCUUUCAGAGAAGUUCACACCUCAUCAGACAUCAGAAAAUCCAUCUUGGUGAGAAGCCUUACCAGUGCAAAGAGUGUGGAAAAGUCUUUAGCCAGAAUGCAGGUCUUUUGGAGCAUCUCAGGAUCCAUACUGGAGAAAAGCCCUAUCUGUGUAUCCAUUGUGGAAAGAACUUCAGGCGAAGCUCUCAUCUUAAUCGACACCAAAAAAUUCACAGUCAAGAUGAGCCCCGAGAAUGCAAGGAGUGUGGGAAAACCUUUAGUCGGGCCCUCUUCCUCACCCACCAUCAAAGAGUCCAUGGUCGUUCCAAAAGACAUCACUGUAACGAGUGUGGGAAAGCCUUCAGUUUGACCUCCGACCUUAUUCGACAUCACAGGAUUCACACUGGAGAAAAACCUUUCAAAUGUAACGUGUGUCAGAAAGCUUUCCGUCUAAAUUCACACCUGGAUCAGCAUGUCAGAAUCCACAAUGAAGAAAAACCCUACAAGUGUAGUGAAUGCAAUGAAGCCUUCAGGCAGAAGUCUGGUCUCUUUCAGCAUCAGAGACAUCACCAUAAAAGCAAACUGGCUUGAUGAGGUUUUCUGUUUGAAGUAUCAGAAUGUUACAUUGAUAAACAAAAAGUCACUGCGGCUUCAGUGUUCUUGGAAGCCAUUUGCCUCCAUUCUUUCCCUCUCUUGGCUUUACUUAAAGCCAUAAUUGGAGUAUAAUAAUUUUACCCUAAUAGUGGAAUCAGAGUUAAACAAUUAUUCACUACAGAACUUUUCAGAGCUUUCGAUGUUAUAAGUACGUGAUUAGUUAUCUCUUAACUAGCUUUAUAUAUGAAUGAAGUCUUUUAAAUCAGCAAGUCAAGUGCCUAUAGAUUUAUACAGAAUGAGAUCAAGCUGAUAUUUUUGCAAGUGCUAUAGCAACAGGCUCCUAAAAAAUAAAAUUAAUGAGGGUUGGGGAGAUGGCUCCGUGGUUAAACCAAGUUGCUAUGCAAGUGUAAGGACUGUUUUGGACCCCCAGCACCCAUGUAAAGUCAAAUGAGUAUAGUGGCCAGCCUGUGGCCUGUGGUCCCACCCGUCAGGUGGCAGAAAUGGGACCUUUAGAGCAAGCUGGCUAGCCAGACUAGCCAUAUUCGCAAACUUUGGACUCAGGUAAGAGAGUUUGGAGAACAGUUAGUGGAGUUAUCGAGGAAGACUCCUGAUGAUAAUUUAAGUGCACAUGCAUCCAUACACAUGUACAGUCAUACAUGCAAACAACAUACAUGUGAAAGAAAUCCUAAGGAGCUAGAGUGAUGAGGCAACAGUUAACCCAUCUGCUCUUGCAGAGGACCCAUCCAUUUUCAGUUCCUAGCACCUCCAUAGCAUAGCAGCUCACAACCACCUGUAACUCCAGUUCCAAGGAUCUGAGGCCCUCUUCUGGCCUUCUCAGACUCCUGUACACAAUGGUCCACAGAAACUGGUGGAUGGACAGAUACACAAAACUGGUAAAAUAUUUUUAAGCCCAAAAUAAAUCUAAUAAUGCUUGGAAAUGCACAUUCGCAAGGGUCUACUAAUGUAGCUUAGCUGAACAUUUUUCCCUUUUGGGUUCAUACACACUGGCUUCAUAUCCACUUUACCCUUGUACCAUCAAUGGAUGCAUUUCUAAAAGCAAAGAUAGUGUUUGCUGUUUGACUGUAGAACCUACCGUUAGGAUUAGCUCACGUCAUUUUACAUUUCCUACCCAUUUUAACCACAGUAUCACAGUGUUUAAAAUUAUUUAAAAAAAAAGUUUUACUUAAACUAUGCAAAAGACUUUGAGUCAUUUGAAUGAACUGUGUUAAAUUAUUCUAAGCAGCAGCUUUCUUACUGAGCAGUGCCAGUACAGUGACUGCUUGAAGGACACUUUAAUAAAUGUCCCAUGGGGAAAAAUAGGGUUUUUUUUCCCCUUUGAUUCAUGUGAUGCAAAUUUAAAUGAUACUUACUUUGAAAUCAUUUUGACCAUUAAAAUCAGAUCACCUUGGAGAGAUGAUCAUAGUCCUGUCAUAUUGACUGUCUUGCUAGUGAUGAAAAGUAAUAACCUUGGAGUCUUCCUAAGCAUAUUACCAGACUUCUAAAUAAAGCUUAUGGUUGGUAAUUGCACAGGGUAUUCUCCAAGAAAAGGGCUUAAGUUAUGUUGCUUUGAGAAGAUAAGGGGACCCUUGUAGUGAUUACAACUUGGUUUUACUACACUUGGCUUACAAAUAAAUAGCAACUUAGAAAAGCUUAUUUUUCUUGUCCAAUAGAAAAGGAUAGAGUCAGUCCAAGACAGAGCCAUGGUAUCACUAAAUCUGAAUCUAGUCAGUUUGGUGCCAGUCAUAUCUAAGGAGGGGACAGGCCAAGGACUGUUAGGUGCAAUUCUGACAUUAAUCAUCCUUUUCAAUCCCUUUUAGCCAAACAUUUAGCUCUGCACAAAAUGGGACCCUCUUUCGUUGUUAACAUUUUGGCCUAAGAUACACUCUAAGUUGGGGAAAGCUACACAAAGGGGCUGGCUGAACCAAGAAGAACCUCUUUUUGACCUUUUGCCCAUAAUAUGCAUGUGAUAGUUGCAACUUCAGUAGUCCUAUGGCCUUAAAAACUGAUGGCAUGAACUAUGGUUAGGUCCUCAACACCACCAAAUUAAGAGUGUUAGCAUGUGAUCAGUCUCCUUGAUGCUUAACUCAUGUCCAUACCAAAACGUGCAUGUAACAGGCAUAUGUAACACUUGUAAUUCCUAAACCUCAGAGGAAAGCACCUGUUUUAGAACAUGCUUUAUAUUUCUACUGUUGAGCAUACUUUUAUGCAUUGAUUAAUCAUGUAUCACUGUUUGUGUGAAAGUGAUGUUCUUUUAACUUCCCCUUUUACUCCUAAACAGCAUGGCCCUUAACAAUUAGAGAACUAUCAAAAUUUUAAAUGUACAUUACUUUUCGUCAGUUUGUGUGUGUUGUAUUUACCCAAUAAAUAUAUUUAAAGCAACAUAAAAAUAUACUUAUUGAUAGUGUGAAGAGAAUACUUUUCUAUGGAAAUAGUGAUGUUGACAGUAUUGUAAACAAUCUGUAAAGAGUUAAAGUUUCAAAGUAAUUUUUGAAUAAAAUUAAAGCUUUAAAAAUAAAGAUUUUUGAAUGGUG
Messenger RNA from Arvicanthis niloticus (Nile rat), 4295 nucleotides. It is a transcript of the gene Zscan26, whose product is annotated as zinc finger and SCAN domain containing 26. NCBI's taxonomy places the organism in Eukaryota, Metazoa, Chordata, Mammalia, Rodentia, Muridae. The record is from RefSeq and is a predicted model, not a curated record. Gene Ontology annotation, molecular function: RNA polymerase II cis-regulatory region sequence-specific DNA binding; DNA-binding transcription factor activity, RNA polymerase II-specific. Gene Ontology annotation, biological process: regulation of transcription by RNA polymerase II; embryo development. Gene Ontology annotation, cellular component: nucleus.